UUGUUUCCAAGAUGAUCAAACCUAGCCUAAUCCAAGAAUGGGCGGAAGAUAUAUCAGCCAAGCUGCGUGAUGUGGAGAGGCAGGUGGUCCGUAGAGAGUUCCUGCUGAAGAACUUCGCGGACAUCAAGAUAGAGACUCGGGACGGGUCAGCGAUCGUGGACAAGGUCGCCGCAGCUCUGGAAGACCUCCUCCAAAGACGCGCAGAGGCCGCUGAGGCUAUCGGACGCGCGGCCGAGGAGCUCGCCUCUAAAGGCUCGGGUCCGAUCCGUGCGCCUUCAGAUUACAUCUUUGAUAAUAGUAUUAACCUGGGUGAGCUGAAGAAAGUGCCGAAGAAGCCAGACAGCGAGUGGGAGAUCAUCAACAACUGCAGCAGCUCCCGAAGGGUGGUGCUCAAGAACUUGUCUCACUUCGGCCGCGGCGCCGAGGUUGAGCUCGAUAUCACCAGCGCCAAGGUGGCGUCCGAGGUCUUCGAUUGCGAUCCCCGCAUACUUGAACACAUGUACUGGUCAGAAGAGCUGCUACAUACAUUUCGCCACAACUACGCCCAAGACGCGAUGACGGACUUCCAAUAUUUCUGUAGUGCCAAGGGGUUUCUGAGACACUAUCCCGCGGCUUCUUGGGAGUCAAUGUUCCAACUGAAGCUCGGCUCGGAUGACGAAGACGAGGAAGGCCCGGCAGACGUGUACGACUGCAGACUCCGCCCCUGGUACGUGGCCGCCACCGGAGCCCCCCGGGACAUCCUCAUCCUCUUCGACAACUCGGGGUCCAUGGUCAACUCCACGAAUAAAGUCCACGCCCUUAAAUUCACCCAAACGCUGCUGAAUGCCCUAAGCGACGAUGACCAAGUCAACGUAUUGCGAAUGAGAUAUUACACGCAGUCUCCUAUCUACUGCUUCCACGAUAUGCUUGUUCCCGCCAACUACGUCAAUACAGCUGCGAUAAUGGCUACAAUGACGGCGCUAAAGUUCAACAAUGUGUCGCGAAUCGCUGAGGCACUCGACGUGUCUGUGACGCUAUUGAAGCAGCAGCAACUGCGGACAGAUAGACCUAAAUCUUGCCAGCAAGCUAUAGUGGUUCUGUCUGACACUAUCGAAGAAAACUUUACCGACAUCAUGAGGAAAUUAAAUCCAGAAGGAGACAUCAGGCUAUUUGUGGUGUGGCUCCACGACGUAUGGGGCUUGCGAGAUCGUUCCCGGCUGUACGGCGAAUGGCUGAGCUGCACCAGCGACGGAUACUUCUCAGAGCUGGUCACCGAUUACGACGUCACGGAGCAAGUCAUGCAGAUUCUGAGGGUUCUGGAGAGACCGCUCGUGCAUCAACGCAAACAUCGACCAAGAGUCUUCAGCGAUUUGUACGCCCAUGUUGAGGACCCAAGAAGAGGCGAGUUCUAUUGGCGACAGAAGGAGAACAUGGAACAAGCGUACCGCUACAAACAACUCAGGCGCAACAAGGAGAGUUUCCUCUCCGCAGAACAGUAUUACAAAGACUACAUGCAUCAGCAGAGCCUCGAUAUCUAUGGACAUUACUACGAAGGUGAAGAUUUAAAAUACAAAUAUCAAAUAAGUGUAUCAGUGCCUGUGUUCGAACAUACGACAAUUGAGAACAUAACAAUCGUGCUCGCGGAGGAAAAGCAAAGGAAUUCUACAAGAACGUACCCCGUUAACCGGUUGUUGGGUGUAGCCGGCGUCGACAUACCGAUAGACCACUUGAAGUUAAUGCUACCUUAUUAUCAGUUGGGAGCAGGUGGAUCCCUGUUCAUCGUCGACCACCGGGGCAACAUUGUUCUUCACGAGAAUAUUAAGCCCACUUUCGACGGAGAUAUCUUGAAGCCCGGUUAUCGCACUGUUGACAUAUUAGACCUGGAGCAGCCCGGCAUUGAUCUACCUCCGAGGAAUUAUUCAGCAGAGUGGCUUGAGUUUCGGAAUGCUUUGGUGAUUCAGCAUAGUAAAGGCAGUAGGGUUAUGUACAGUAAGUAUAUCUUUGAGCAUGGGAUGAGAGCGAUCCUGGAGCACAGAGAGUACCACUGGAAGAGGGUACAGAACCACUACACAGUCGUCGUGGUACUGCCGAAGUACAACAAACGCCACGCAGUCCCUGACGGUUCCUUCACCAUGGAGCUAGCUGCCAAAGCCAACCAAUCAUUCGGCUCAGAACUCUCGGUGCAUCCGGACUGGUUGUAUUGUAAGCACGUGGAUCAACAGUUCGACGAACCAGAGUUUGAAGUCCGACACUUCGUGCGCCGGCGCAGCGAAGAACGCGAUUUCAAAAUGCAGAACUUGUACCACCGCUUCUCGCCCUUCCAACCCACAAUUUUCGAGAAAACUUAUCUAUGUAACGAGGAGCUGAUGGCUCGACUGUGCAAGGAAGCUAUAUCCACGGAGCAGUGGGCGGAGGAGCACGAAGACCCUGACCUGGGCCGCGAGUGUCGCGCCUGCGAGCUGGGGUCCGUCACCGCAUUCUUUGCUAGCGAGAGCGGCCUAACCCGUUGGCAGCAGUACCACAUGGCGUCAGCACACGCGGACCCCCCCGCCGGCAGCGAGUGGCCUCGCGGGCCCUCCGAGGUAUGGUACAAGCGAGCCGUGGCCACUCCUGACACGCUCGUCAUCCACGCGCCCGUCACGCCCAUACGCAAGAUGCGAUACAGUGACGUUAAACCGCCAAGUUUCACAAUACGAGACACGUGGCUGACUGCAGCGCGCACACUCGGAUACGGAAACAAAGGCAUGAUCGGCGUCGCCGGGUACCACUUCCACCCGCUGCACCUCGAGGACAUACUGCGACUUACUACCAACCGACCUUGUACAGAUGAAGACGACUGCGAGCCACGUUGUGACGGCGAGGACUGGACAUGCGUGCUGAUAGACGAGGGCGGCUGGAUCGUGGCGGGGCACCCUCGCGACGAGGACUCCGUCUCGCCGGAGGACCCCGCCCGGGAACACCUGGCGCGGACACACCCGCUCGCCAUGAGGAUCCUGCUUGAAGCACAAGUCUUCAAGCUACACUGGAUACACGACUACCAAGGCGUGUGCUUCCCGCCUGAAUUUGAAGACAUCUUUGAAUCUGCUACAAAAAUGAUACCAUCCAUAAUUACAUCAAUCUGGCGAACUGUCAGCGUAGUCCUCUUUGUAACAAAAGAAUUAUUAGCACUUCUUGCACUGGUCAGCUCGGGAGGGUUGGUGUCAGCAGAUACAGAGUUCGAGAAAGAGAAGCGGCGACGACGACUCUGGAAGGACUACCAACGGGAAAAAUACGAAAGACUGUACGACGAGCGCGUUUUGGUAAACAGGACACGAUUCACAGCCUGCGACCGAUCGCGAGCUUUGUACGAGUUACAGCGAACUCCGAAAGCGUUAGCGACGUUGAAGCAGCCGCCCAACAACUGCACGUGGCCUAUGGUGGGAGUGGUGGUGCCGGAGACGAAUCUAGUGCUCCUCGCAAUCUUCAACCUGUGCCCGUACUCGGGGCGACCCGUCCCUGAUCCUCUCAUAAAUGAACCGGUGGACAUGCGGACGUCGCUAGGCGCGGACCAGUGGGGCGACCAGCUGUCUGCGGCCCGGCUGGCGUGCUGGCGCAAUCAAGUGCCGCUGCCCGUGCGCGCGCCGCACACCGCCUGCUACCCACACAACUACUCACAGGAGGUUGGCUACCGGCAAUGCGGGCCUUGGCUACCAGACCCUGAAGAGGCAGACCACUCCACCAUCAAUUCUUUGGAUCGGUUUCUCUUGUUAACUAGUUUUAUUUUUUAUAAUAUUAUAGGGAACUUUCAUUAAAUUAUGACUGUGCUAAUGUACAGACACUCAUGUAUUUUACAUUUAUUUGCUAAUUAAAAGAAUUAAGCUUAAAAGUGCCGAAAGUAAAAAGUUCCUAUUUAUCUUUAAUUCCAAUUCGAAGUAAGCGCAAGAGUUUCAAGUGUGUGAAGUUAAGCAUUAAAACACUACGAAAGUUAUUAAAGGGGUUGUUUCAAUAAAAC
Pectinophora gossypiella (pink bollworm) is the source of this 3970-nucleotide messenger RNA. Its product is annotated as voltage-dependent calcium channel subunit alpha-2/delta-3-like. The record is from RefSeq and is a predicted model, not a curated record. NCBI's taxonomy places the organism in Eukaryota, Metazoa, Arthropoda, Insecta, Lepidoptera, Gelechiidae. The coding region runs from base 12 to 3770 and encodes 1252 amino acids. Gene Ontology annotation, molecular function: voltage-gated calcium channel activity. The transcript is spliced from 25 exons. Gene Ontology annotation, cellular component: voltage-gated calcium channel complex.